Molecule: messenger RNA, 2718 nt
Organism: Penicillium roqueforti
Lineage: Eukaryota; Fungi; Ascomycota; Eurotiomycetes; Eurotiales; Aspergillaceae
Exons: 1
Coding region: 1-2718 (905 amino acids)
Source: RefSeq, a predicted model, not a curated record
AUGACGACAAAUGGUGCUCUCCCACAGACACUCAAGUCUAUCACUGCCACGAAAAUCAAUGAACUCUCCAAGCAACGCGCCUUAUUUGAUCGGCGCAAAGCCAGAAUCCUUGAAGUUGCCAACGAAGCCCCAGAUCUACGCACCCGUGCUCAGGCCUUGCUGUAUGGACUCACACGCCUGAAAGGAUACCCCAAGGAUUUGCUUGACGAACAUGACCUGGAUCUAGAUGCCGAUCCCUCACCUGAGGAAUCGGAAGAUAAAGUCAUUAUUUGGCGAGUAGGUCGUUUGCAGCCGGGAGAUCAUACGAGCAUACAUCGCUUUCUUCUCCAAAGUCGCUACGAUCCUUCCAUCUCCCCGGCAGCUAUACAGGAUCGUGUCGAUCAACUUGAAAAGGAGUUGCAAUACCUCGAGAAAAAGCAUGAGCACAGUGCAUUUUACAGCAAUUUGGUUACUGAGUGGCUGUCGGACUUGGAUGGAAGCAUCAUUUCCAAAUCCACGAGCUCGGGCUCGAGCUCCGACAACAUUGCGCGGGCGGAAAUGCCUGAGCAACGCGCGACUUGGGAGUCCUUGACUUUUACUGCUGCGACACAUGUCAAUGAAGAUGCAAUUCGGUCCUAUCUUGAUGAUCUUUUCACACAAACCAACCUUUCUCGACAGGCACUCAUGGAUCUCCGAGCAAGUAUCCAGUCGUUUGGGACAGAAUUAUCCUCAAAGAAUAACUGGUUCAAUGUAGAGGAACUCAAGUGGGUCUCUCGCGCACUUCUCAAGUCCGACCUUCUUAGCGAUGAGAAGACAUCCAUUCUGAAAGAGUUCAUGCGGAACAACGAGGUUGCCCAGGAAGUGGCAGAUGUGCUCAACAUGCGCAUUUCCUCGCUUGACAGCUGGACCUGGAGCGGAGCCGCAGAUGGUGUUUCUGUUGAGAUGCGCCGCCAGCUGAAUGGUAAAUAUCGAUUUUUCAUGGACGAAGACCUUCUUGAUGCCCUUCUGCUACAGUACCUCGGGACAAAGUGGGCUGUGAAGCUGCGAACUGUAUUUGAGACAUUCCUACACUCGAACGCCUGGAAGCCCUUAAAUGAGGAUAUCCCAGACGAUCACAAGGAGAUGCGAAAGUACUUCCUUGGUCGAGACGCCAACUUGGGUGCUGUCAAUCUCAACGAGAUUCGAAGGAUGACAUACGCCGACCAAUAUUUCAUGAGCCAACUACCCACAUCAACCGCCGAAGGCGCUCGGGAGUAUGAUGACACCACGAAUUCCAGUCCAGAAAACCCCAUGGAUAAAAAGCACUCCCUUUUGCACCUUCUGAUCACAGAAUCCAUCAUCCAUAAGCGUCAGCGCGGGGACUUUACUGCAAUCCGAUCGGACUUUGAGUGGUUUGGCCCUUCAAUUCCCCAUGCCACCAUGCUCACCGUGCUGGAGUUCUUUGGGGUCUCUGAGCUGUGGAUCAAGUUCUUUGUUGUGUUCCUAGAGGCCCCGCUGAAGUUUGCCCAAGAUGGAGCCGAGGGCUCUGUUCAAAUCCGCAAGCGUGGCGUUCCAAUGAGUCAUACACUGAGUGAUUGCUUCGGAGAAUCUGUUCUCUUUUGUAUGGACUACGCAGUCAAUCAAGCUACAGACGGUGCCUUUCUGUACCGGCUCCAUGAUGACUUCUGGUUCUGGGGGGCAGAGAAUACUUGCGUCAAGGCAUGGGGGGCAAUGGACCAGUUCACUCAGGUGAUGGGGUUGAAGUUCAAUCAGGAGAAGACGGGAACUGUGCAGAUGGGCCUGAAUAAAACUCCAAAAGAUUCAGCUCUUCCCACCGGUGAUAUCCGCUGGGGCUUCCUGGUUUUGGAUGCGGAGAAAGAGAGAUUUAUAAUCGAUCAAACCCAGGUCGACCAGCACAUCGAAGAGCUUUUACGACAGCUUUCGGCCUGCAAAAGUGUGUUCGCUUGGGUCCAGGCAUGGAACAGCUACUUCGGCCGCUUCUUUACCAACAACUUUGCAAAGCCAGCCACUUGCUUUGGUCGGGACCAUAUCGACAUGGCCAUUUCCACCCUGAGCCGCAUCGAGCGCACACUCUUCAACAAAAUCUCAGAUGAUAAAAGCUCGUCGAAUCAAAUCAGUGGUGUCACUGACUAUCUACGCACUGUGAUCGCAGAUCGGUUCGAUAUCCAUGAUCUUCCAGAUGGAUUCUUCUAUUAUCCUGUUGAACUCGGCGGCCUGGGUCUUCUCAAUCCCUUCGUCCGACUUCUCGCCAUGCGUGAGAAUAUGAAACAAACUCCCCAGAAGCUAUUCCACAAGGCCUCGCUGAUGGAGGAGAAGGAAUACGAGGGGGACAAAGAAGAGUUCAAAAGGAACGGUGCUGAUGUUAGCAUCCCAUUUUCGAGCAAAUGGGGGGUCGAAUCCACGUCAUUCAUGUCCCUGGAAGACUACACCCGGUAUCCAGAAACAUUUAGCUCCUCUUUUGUGCGCGUGUACAGGCAACUAGCCGAGGUUCCGGAUGAGAUGAGUGUUGAUCCGACUUGGAGCUUGGUAAGGGAGCAAAAGUGCCUUGAUCAAAGGUCCUCUGAAGGUUCUAUAAAUGCUUUCUGGAAUACAAUGACGCCCUAUUGGAAAUGGGUGGCGGAGUUUUACCACGAAGGGAUGGUCCGUACUUACGGUAGCCUGGAUGCCGUGAAUCGCCAGUCUAUGCCCCUGGGUGUCGUGAAGACACUACGCGAGGGUAAAUUCAGAUGGCAGGGUUAA